CGCUGACUCGGGCAGGGUUGGGAAAGGUCCCUGCGAAGGAUGGACACGUGUCUUCGUGACGUGUUUCAAGGCACGUGGAUCGUCAGCCAAGCGAACAUGAGGAGACCAAAUAUUCUUCUCACGGGUACGCCUGGUGUUGGGAAAACCACCCUAGGCAAAGAGAUUGCUGCAAGAACAGAUUUUACUUACAUUAAUGUGGGUGAUUUGGCCAAAGAAGGGGAGCUAUACGAAGGAUUUGAUGAGGAAUAUGAAUGUCCAUUUUUAGAUGAAGACAGGGUAGUUGAUGAACUGGAAGAGAAGAUGAGUGAUGGUGGUGUAAUAGUUGAUUAUCACAGCUGUGACUUCUUUCCUGAACGUUGGUUUAAUAAAGUAUUUGUGCUUCGAACUGAAAACUCAGUCUUGUAUGACAGAUUGGAAAGCAGAGGAUACAAAGGAAAAAAGCUUCAAGACAACCUUCAAUGUGAAAUUUUUCAGAUCAUUUAUGAAGAAGCCAUGUCAUCGUAUAAGGAGGACAUUGUUCAUCAGUUGCCCAGCAACAUUCCAGAGGACAUGGAGAACAACUUAGAUCAGAUUAUACAGUGGAUCGAACAGUGGAUGAAAGAAAACAACUAGCAUUUUUAUAUAUAAUAUUAAUAGACCAGAGUCAUAGAAAUAGCACUG
Lacerta agilis (Sand lizard) is the source of this 660-nucleotide messenger RNA. RefSeq names its product adenylate kinase 6 (gene AK6). NCBI's taxonomy places the organism in Eukaryota, Metazoa, Chordata, Lepidosauria, Squamata, Lacertidae. The transcript is spliced from 5 exons. The coding region runs from base 40 to 612 and encodes 190 amino acids. Gene Ontology annotation, molecular function: AMP kinase activity; ATP binding; ATP hydrolysis activity. Gene Ontology annotation, cellular component: cytoplasm; nucleus. The record is from RefSeq and is a predicted model, not a curated record.